GUCAACCGCAUUUUGCGCUUAAUAUUCUGAUCGAGAACAUCUCGCUUUGGUUUCCUUCCUUUCUGCCAGUUUUGGUUUCUUCUUUCAUUCUCCGCUCCGUCGCUUCCUUCACUUUCUGCGACUGUGCCGCGACCAGUCGCUUUCACCGCGAAGACACAGCGUUUGCGGCCUACACCGACCCGUUCUUCUUGUCUUCUUUUUUCUCUUUGCGUGUUUCUGAAGUCACCAUGUCCUCUCCGACCUGGGCAUCUUCCCGCGAUGAGUUCCCCGUUUCCGUCCAUGCGCUCAUGUCGCUCUGGGGAGGCUUUGCGAACCCAACCGAUUACAGCGACAGUGGACUGGAGAAGCGCCUGGAGCUGGACUUUGCGGCUCCCGUUGCGUCCACCAUGUUCUCCGUGGCGGAGCUGGAGGAGGUGCUUGCCGCCGUCCACCAAGAGCUCCAGCGCGCCUUCCAGGCAGACGGUCUGCUGGCGAUGGAGAUGACGCAGAGCCUUCUCAUUCUGACGCCCAACAAGAUGAUCGUGACCUCCGCCUCGGAGGUGAUGCUGCACCAGCUACUGAAGCCGACGCUGGCACUGCUGGCGUCGAAGAGCGUCGAGGUGGAGUGGGCGUCCUACUUGCGCCGGAACACCACGUCGCCAUGGUGUGCGGAGGGCGAGACGAGCGACAUCGUGGCGCAGGAGUACGCCGACCUCAAGGCCGCCUUCCCGGCUGGCAAGUCGUUCCUCACCGGCCCGGUGGACAGCGACCACUUCAUCCACUUUGUCUACGACGAUGUGGAGCGCCAGGCAUCGCGCACGGAGGAGGACGUGCAGGUGAACGUGUUCCUCUACGACGUGGUGGGCGGCCUCCACGACGCAAAGCAGUCCGAGCAGCACUUCACCGCCCUGCCGAACGGCGAGUACGAGGUGGUCCGCACCUUCGCCGCGACGCCGUGCGUGUCGUUCGAGACGAACGCGAAGGCUGCCGUCACCUCGCCCGCGCGCGUGCGGCAGCUCAUCGACGCCUUCCAGCCGUCGCGCUUCACGAUUGUGGCGCUACAGGACAAGGACACGGACGGCGCCGCGCUGCGUCGCAACUUCCAGGCGUUUACGUCGUACACGCUGCAGAACCGAACGGUGAACCAGUUUGGUGAGGGCUACGCGUUCCACCAGCUCCUAUUCGCUCGCAGCGACUAA
Molecule: messenger RNA, 1178 nt
Organism: Leptomonas pyrrhocoris
Lineage: Eukaryota; Euglenozoa; Kinetoplastea; Trypanosomatida; Trypanosomatidae
Product: putative S-adenosylmethionine decarboxylase proenzyme- like
Exons: 1
Coding region: 228-1178 (316 amino acids)
Biological process (GO): spermidine biosynthetic process; spermine biosynthetic process
Cellular component (GO): cytosol
Molecular function (GO): adenosylmethionine decarboxylase activity
Source: RefSeq, a predicted model, not a curated record